Messenger RNA from Sitodiplosis mosellana (orange wheat blossom midge), 3008 nucleotides. RefSeq names its product nucleolysin TIAR (gene Rox8). Gene Ontology annotation, molecular function: RNA binding. The record is from RefSeq and is a predicted model, not a curated record. Bases 953 to 2152 code for a protein of 399 amino acids. NCBI's taxonomy places the organism in Eukaryota, Metazoa, Arthropoda, Insecta, Diptera, Cecidomyiidae. The transcript is spliced from 4 exons.
AAAAAAAUUCAUAUAUAUUCGUGUGGUAAACAUUUCGUACUUCUGUCUCUCUUACUUUCAAUCCAAAUAUUAAAGUAGUACGCAUCAGCGCGAUACGAAUGUGUGUAGAAUGUGUAAAUCAUGUACUUGCAUCGUAUAUUUUCCUCGGUACAUGUUAUACUAUUCUGUGUGUAUUAAAAUUUCGCAUGCACACAAAAAUUCGCGAAUGUUUUCAUGCAGUUCGAAUCAAAGCAACAAAAUAAUGCCAAACACAGAGCAAAUAAAAAAUAACAAUAAAAAAAAGAUUCACAAAAAUUGAAACCGAAAUCACGUUGCAAAAGUGAAUUGAAAUAUUUUUAAAACGAGGAAAUAAACAACGAAAAAUUUAAUUUAAAUAAACAAAUUGUGCGCAUUGUGAAACGAAAUCAUGUGUUGAAACGUGAAACGUGUUCAAACUGGAAAAUAGAGUGUAAAGUUGGAGCGCUUCAAAACUGUUUUUUGCUACUCUUUUUCUUUCGACGUUUGCAUUAAUGAUGAACCGCAUGAAACGAUGGAUCUGUGCUUUGAUUUUGUAUCUUAAUUACACUGGACAUCCAAUGAAUAAUCGCGCUCAGCCCUUGAUUCACUUUUCCUAACGCUUUGACAGUUUUCUAUCCAUCGACCGCUGUUUGGUAUCGGUUUCUGUUUCACAUCCUGUGUGUGCAAAUAUACAGCUAUAUCACAGUAGAUCCGCUCCUUUGUCAUCACGGUUCAUUAUUCGUGUGUGCUCUCGCGUUAUGUGAUUCUGAUUUUGCGCCAAAUUUCAAUUCGACCGUCUUCAUUCAAGUAGUUUUCUUUUCAUAUAUCCUUGUGUGUUUCCGUUGUGUGCUUCUAUUUUUUUUUCUCCCUGUGCUUGUGUGUAUUUUCGUUUGAAGUAGAGAGAAACUGAACCAACAAACACAAUCAAAAAGCAAAAAAAAAAGUUGUAUUCAACAUGGAUGAUUCGCAACCGAAAACCCUUUACGUAGGAAAUUUAGAUCAUAGUGUUUCCGAAGAUCUGCUAUGUGCACUUUUUGGCCAAAUGGGAACAAUAAAAAGUUGCAAAAUAAUCCGCGAGGCGGGCAACGAUCCGUAUGCAUUCAUCGAGUUCACAAAUCAUCAAUCGGCCACCACUGCACUGACAGCGAUGAACAAACGAUUGUUUUUAGACAAAGAGAUGAAAGUGAACUGGGCAACAAGUCCCGGUAAUCAGCCGAAAGCUGAUACCAGCACACAUCAUCACAUCUUUGUGGGUGAUUUGAGUCCGGAAAUCGAAACAGAAACACUACGUGAUGCAUUUGCUCCGUUUGGUGAAAUAUCAAAUUGUCGCAUUGUGCGCGAUUCGCACACAUUAAAAUCGAAAGGUUACGCGUUUGUGUCAUUUGUGAAGAAAGCCGAAGCUGAAAACGCCAUACAGGCAAUGAACGGCCAAUGGCUCGGUUCCAGAUCCAUUCGAACAAAUUGGUCAACACGGAAGCCACCACCACCGCGUGACUCAUCCGCCAAGGGUUCAAAAAAUGGCCGACCAACCUAUGAAGAAGUUUACAAUCAAACCAGCUCAACUAAUACAACAGUCUAUUGUGGCGGUUUCCCGGCAAACACAAUCACUGAAGAUGUUAUGCAUAAGCAUUUCGGCCAAUUCGGUUCCAUCCAAGAUAUUAGAAUUUUUAAGGAUAAAGGUUUUGCAUUCAUAAAAUUCACAACGAAAGAGGCAGCUACACACGCUAUCGAGAAGACACACAAUACCGAAAUUGCCGGCCAUCCGGUGAAAUGUUUCUGGGGCAAAGAAGGUGGCGGCGAUGCCAAUAAUGCGCAAUCAUCGGUGAUGGGUAACGCGACGAUCGGUUGUACGCAACAAACUCAACCACAAGGCACACAAUAUCCAUAUUCAUAUCAACAAAUGGGAUAUUGGUAUCCGGGAUAUCCAGCUCACAUGCAAGCACAAUACAUGCAACAACAAUAUCCUUCUUACACGUACGCUUACACAAACCCGCAACAACAAGGAGGUGCAGCUGCAGCAUAUCGCAUGGUUCAACCGAAUGUGUGGGGUGUUCAAACAACCGCUGGAGCAGCAGUACCUGGAAUGCCAAACAACAACGCAGCAGCUCAGCCGCAAAUGAUGUACACUUCGAUGCCUCAAUACCAAACACAAUGAGAUCUGAGCAUAAGUCCACUUUCGCAACAAAAAUCAAUGAAAUAGUUUAACACACAGGAUACGAGUAUAAAGAUAAAACAGAAGAAAGCAACAAAAAAAGAACACAAAUACAGCACAGUAAAAAAAUUCAAACAAAAAGAAAAGGUAAAUUGAAUUCUUGGAUAUUAAAACAUACGAAAAAGAAACCGAAUGAAAUAGAAAACUACAUGAACACGAAGGGAACGAUAAACAUUGUAGAUUUGUGAAUUGAAUUUGUUGCGAAAAUGUUUGAUUGGAAAUUUGAGGGAAACACACGUAAGAAAAAAGAAAAAAACGAAGAAAAGAAAAACAAAUUGAAGAAAAAACAGUAAUGUAGCAUCUAACAUCAUCAACAACAACAAUAGCAUAAACUCAAAACGAUGCAUUGAAUCGAAUUGAUUAAGACAGAAUCAAGAUUGUGUCGGUCAAAAAUAAACGGAAAGAUGAAGAACUCUAAUUCAACCAUUGAACGGCAAAUUUACUAAGAGAAUAAGAUGGAUCUUUUUCUGCAUUGAAAUUUAUGCAAAAAAAAAAACAAAAAUGUAGAGAAAGAUGUGUGAUAUAUUCAAGCAAACAAUAAAAAAAGAGAAUACAAUUGAAAAGAAGUAUAAUUCUAUAAAUUAUGAAGAGAAUGAAAUUAAGAAGAGAAGAACAUAACUAAGAAAAUAAUGUCUAGUAAUCAAUGCAGUGAAAGAACAAAUUAAAAAAGUGAGACAUAGUUUUAUGAAUUCAAGGGAUACAACAACAACAAAAAUGAAUGAAUGAAAGAAACAAAGCAAAUUAUUUAAAAUAAAAACAACAACAAUAAAAAAUGUAAUUUAACGAUGAAGAAAUUGAA